Molecule: messenger RNA, 1551 nt
Organism: Kickxella alabastrina
Lineage: Eukaryota; Fungi; Kickxellomycota; Kickxellomycetes; Kickxellales; Kickxellaceae
Exons: 2
Coding region: 107-1417 (436 amino acids)
Source: RefSeq, a predicted model, not a curated record
CUUUUCUUAUUUCUAUUACUAUAUUUUUUGCUUCUAAUUAUAACCACUGCAAAAUUACCAUUUUUAUAUUAAAUAACGCCCAAAUACAAUAUCACACCUACACGUGAUGCACAACACAACCAAUACAGCCCCCGGGCCUUGCAAACGCUCGUCCAUCAGAAAACUAUUCCGAGCCAAAAGUAGCAGCCAUGGAUUUCUUGGGUUUAAAGCUAACGAUACCCUGGACAUCGGUGCAGCAACUGCACCAUCAAAACACAUACCAACACUUGGUUUGCAGACAGAGCAGGGACGGUCAGUGUCUUUGAGGUCAACUAGGAGCAUUCUUGGUGGGUUAUCUUCUUCUGUGAAACGCCUGUCACGACGUACCUCAUCUAUUUUUGCCAAAUCCAGGUGUGAGUCGAUGCCACUUUCAGCGCACACAUGGGAGAAUGAGCUUAAGGAGCGCCACCACGAUGAAUUUGUGCACCCGACAUUAUGCGAAAUGGAAUAUGGCCCCAACAUGGUAGAAAACAAGGAGAACAGCGAGCAAAAAUAUGCUUUACAGACAAUAUUAUCAGUGCCCGUUUUACACAGCCACAACUACAAUUGCCUGCCAGUACCUGACAUUCUGCUGCCCAGUAUUCCACAGGAGUUACCUGCACUCAUUUCAAACGAGAGCAUUGGUGUUGAGUUAUUUGGAUUCGAAUAUGACCUGUUGGCAGACAAUCCAUCGGAUCCAUAUUUGAGUGCGCAAUGCAUAGAUACUAGAGCAGCUGAGGAUAUGGCCGAUGAAGGCGCAUUGGACAGAGUGGAUCGUGAAUCAGAGAAUUUGCGGGUGCUGAAUAUCAAACAUUAUAUCAGUGAGCUCAUUGCACAGCUUGGAAGUGCCAAUAUUGCAGAGCAAGCUGUCGAUAUGAUUCCAAAAAUUGAACACUACGUGGGUGAACCUGUCACACCGUGUGACGGUCAAAUUGGCAAUGCGGAUAUCCUGCAAGAUAUUCUACCUAUCCAUUGUAAAAUCCAGCUACAGUCGCCAACACCAUUACCAGAUAAUCCUGGCACAAUAUCUAGCCUGGGAAUUAUCUACUCGCUUGGUUCUGCCGAGCCGGAUACAGAUUGUCUGCGCAAGAUCAGCGCCCAAACCUUGGUCAACGUUGACAUUGAUGGCGUCAAAAGCAAAAGCGAAUUCAAACACAAGAACACAUCUUUGCUCCUUGCUGAAAUUGUAGAACCAAAAUAUGCCAUGUGGGCGUCAGUAAAUUCUGAGGACGAAUCGCAGGCUAGCAGGUCGAGGGCCACUACGAUUUCAGUGGAGCAGGUGCAGACCUCCGUGUCGAAUAUUUCCAAGCUCAUCGCUUCUCUGCAUAUUCCACCUAUCAUUGUCAGUCGCCCGCUCCUGGGCCCCUCUCGUAGAAUUAUAAUGUUUACAAAUAUGUAGAAAAAAAAAUUUUAUGGUUUCUUUUGGUGGCGAGAGCGAUGUACCACAGGGAACUCCUCAAUCUCUGGGUGUUUCCCCCAAUACCGCUUAACCUUGGCCCACCUCUCCCUAUGCACAUAACUAAACCUAUGUGA